Molecule: messenger RNA, 624 nt
Organism: Naumovozyma dairenensis CBS 421
Lineage: Eukaryota; Fungi; Ascomycota; Saccharomycetes; Saccharomycetales; Saccharomycetaceae
Gene: MRPL32
Product: mitochondrial 54S ribosomal protein bL32m
Exons: 1
Coding region: 1-624 (207 amino acids)
Biological process (GO): translation
Cellular component (GO): mitochondrial large ribosomal subunit
Molecular function (GO): structural constituent of ribosome
Source: RefSeq, a predicted model, not a curated record
AUGCCUCACAAAUAUAUGUGCAUAUCAAAUACAUUCUUUUAUCAUCUUUCCCCAGUGAAUUCUAGGCUGCUACAAAAGAUGAAUGGCUCAAUGAUUACGAGGACGCUUAGUAGUAAUACCAGUUUAACGGUCCCCAUCAUUGGAGUUCCCAAAGUUGAUGCACAAAUAGAUACUGGCUCAAUAAUUGGGCAAUGGUUAAGAAAGAAACUUUUCGGUGAGGAAAAUGGAAGUUCAAAUGGAAGAGGGGGUAUUAGUAUUGAUACGGGGAUCUUGAAAGCUGUUCCUAAAAAGAAAGUGUCUCAUCAAAAGAAGAGACAAAGAUUAUAUGCUCCAGGUAGUAAACAAGUGAAAAUGAUUAAUAAUUUAAAUAAAUGUCCAUCUUGUGGUCAUUAUAAAAGAGCGCAUACGCUUUGUAUGUAUUGUGUUGGUGAAAUUCGUAGAAUUUGGAAUAGUCAAACAAGGAAACCUUAUGAAGAACCACCUCAAGAAAGGGAAUUAAGUGAUGUAGAUAAGAGGAUUUUAUACCCAGGUAAGAAAUUAACUAAAGAUAAGCAGAAAUUACUUGACAGGGAUUCUUAUUUAGAACGUAGAAUGAGAACUUUAUCGGUUGAAAAGAAAAAGUAA